Molecule: messenger RNA, 2981 nt
Organism: Rhodofomes roseus
Lineage: Eukaryota; Fungi; Basidiomycota; Agaricomycetes; Polyporales; Fomitopsidaceae
Exons: 9
Coding region: 251-2854 (867 amino acids)
Source: RefSeq, a predicted model, not a curated record
GCCUGCUCGUCACCGAGGCGGCGUGUCCGUCCAUCACCCGCGCCUCCUCCGCACGGUCUCCAGGCUUCCUCUCACUCUUGCUAACAGCUCCUCCUCGCAGUGUGUACUGCAUUCACUGCCACAUAUCGCUAUAGCCGUGCUAUCGUCAGAGAAGCUCCAGGGUCCAAGUCGCGCGAUCGCUUACGGCGAUAAUUGACACGACAGUCAUCGAACCGACGGAAGGGCCGAGGGCGGCUCGUCGCUCUCAGGAAUGCCACCGCGUGCUGCCGCUCAGAAGGCCUCGCAGCUAGCGGCUGCUCAGCUGGAGAGCUCACCGCCACCGUCGGAUGGUCGGGAGUUUGGGGAGCCUUCCAAGCCUAGGACGCCGGUGAAGGUCACAUAUGGUCGCAGGAGACGGGGCCUUUCAUCCCCGAACAAAUCCUCAGAUGGGUCGCCAGGCAAAGAGAGGAGCGUCGGGAAACGCGUGAGACCUAGUCUCGGUGCCCUCGCAUCUAUAUCUGCUCAGAAGCCCAGCGGAAGCGGAAGUCGUGCAGAAAGCCCUACCGUAAUAAUGUCUGAGGACGAGACCGAAGAUGACGCAGUGGCGGAGCCACAGAGUCCCUUGCGCAGAAAAGCGGACAGUCGGAAGGCGGACGGAGGGAAGCGCGUUCCUCCCGCGAAGGUGCCGUCGGCUACCGCGUCUAGGAAAGGGAAAUCGAACGCCGUCGAGAGUAAUAACAUCCCCACAAAACGUAAACGUGCUAUAUCGAUCUCGUCUACCUCUUCCCUAUCCGACCUCGACGACAGCGACCUCACACCGUUGUCCUCUCCCAGUCCCGAAGCGUCGACUAUGCCACCCCCGAGACGCGCCCGGUCUGCUAGCACGCUGACCUCGCUUACAUCGUCUCAAAUUGCGAAGACUGUAGGCGGCCUCGGUCGCACCGACUCUGUGGCCACUCUACCCGGGAGCAGCGUUGCAGACGACGAGCCGUGGAGCUUGAGCAAGCUUGGGACACUAGCCUGGGUCAAAAUAGCCGGGUCGGGCGAGGUCAUCAACGAGAGUGGCGACGUACACGAUGGUGACGCGUACUGGUGGCCUGCAAAGGUUACACGGCCUCGGGAUCCGGUCAAGGUCUCCCUGUUUGGUGAUGGCCCUCGCGUCCUCAGUGACACUGCACAAGGGGAUCUAACAGUUGCCUUUCCCUCUCCAUCGAACAUCUUACCCAUGGUUCGUCGCGGUAGGAUCCGCUUCACUGAGCGAAACUACAAGGCUGCGGACCGGGACACUGCCGUCCAGGCAUUACCCCGAAAACGGAGGAAGCUGGAUAUCGACACGCGAUGGAAGGAGGCUCGGGACCUCAUGCUGCAAGAGGACGAAGACGCGAACGAAGGGCUGCCAAUGUUGCUCUCAAGUCACUUCAGUAAAGAUGCGUCUUUCUCCGUGAAAGCGCCAUCUAUAGGGGGCCGCAAAGCCAUGGAGGAGAAUGUCUCGUCUGAUGAUGAGGACUCGGCCAGGGUACAGGAAAAGCCCUGGCGUGCGCCGCCGUGUGAUCCAUCUCUCGAAGUGCCCGGCGAGCUUGUCCUUGCCAAGGAGAAGAAGAACCUCACAGACUACUGGCCAGCAAAGCUGCUUGAGUAUAUCCCGCCUCCUAAUCACAAACAACGGCCUCGUUUCAAAGUAGAGUUCUAUGACGGUGUAAUCAAGAGCAUCGACGCGGACUGGUUCUUUACGGUGUACGACAAGCACUUCAAAAGCUGUAAGCUAGGACGUGAUGCAAUUAAUUACGGGCUAGAAGAGGAACGCGACGACAUAGCUGCUCCACUGCGAAAUGAUGCGUCUGACAUGGAGAUUGCAGACGAGGAUGCCUUGCGUCCACCCACUCCGGAGCCGCCAAUGCCUCCUCUGGAGGACUUUGAGGAACUUACGCUCACGGAACAGUUCGAGUACGUCAAGCCGGUAUUAGAGGCUGUCAUCGACGGCCGUUUCGAGCCCGCCAACCAGCGUCACGACCAAUUCAUGCGUGGGGCUGCCGCGAGACGAGCGGUGUGCGAAUCGGGCUAUACGAGAGGAUCGUUGAAGCAAGACGAGGUAGAGGCAUUGCUGCGUCUGGUCCGGCGCUGGGCUACCAAGAAGGAGAAGCGGCGUGCUCUAGGAGUCCCACUGGGCGACCCGGACAUUGGCCCACAGCCUGCGGAAGACGGCGCCAUUGUGGGUGGCAGUCAGGUUCCGUCCGCGGACAGCCCCGUUGAAAAAGCUUUGACGCCUGUGGGACAACCGGCGGACCUUAAGACUCAGCCCACAGCCUCGGGAGCUGAGGAGCCACCCUCGCAGCUGACGCUUGAUGCCGACGCUAAUGCACAUGAGCCCGUUUUCGGUGAAACGACAGCGACUACGCUAAAUGUUACACGGCCACCGAUAUCAGGUGGCUACGAUAAUAUAGCUACUUCAGCUGAGAGAACAACCGCGAUGAGCGAUCCCGUCGAGGAAGAGCUGCAUAUCUCGGAAAGGGAUGAAUUGUCCGCACCCAAUGGAAUCCAACGGCCGCGUCCGAAGCUGUCGUACAAAAAUCUAUCAACCAUAGACCAAAUAACGUACUGUCAAAAUAUCCUGUUGCACGAGGCCGUACUUCAGCUGCUUCUGUGGCGUUCAGGGGAGCGUCCCUCUGUUCAACUCCUCAGUGAUGAUGAAGAACAGCGCCUGCACGACAUCGCCUUCGACAAGGCAAACGAGAGCAACUGGGUACAUGAAAUCAUUCGGCUUAAGCAAGCCGCUGAAGGCAAACUGCUUCCAUGGGCGAAUAAUGACAACCCCCCGGCCUCCGCAGCGCCGUCCAUAUCUACAGGUGGCACGCGUACACGGUCAAAGAGAGGGUGACGAUCUAUCCGGGACUUCGGUUCGUUGCUGUAUAUCACAUUGUUAUGACGCGCAGACUCCUGCAUGCUGUAUUGCUCUGAUUUUGUACCUGCAUGAUGCUACUCAAUGUAUACCACAUUUGCGUGCA